This is a messenger RNA of Linum trigynum, 2838 nucleotides long. The record is from the annotation of a GenBank genome assembly. NCBI's taxonomy places the organism in Eukaryota, Viridiplantae, Streptophyta, Magnoliopsida, Malpighiales, Linaceae.
CUCUAGGAAGGACUAAGAGAGUGGGUCUCGUUGAAAAGGUACCAAAAAGGAGACAUUUGUCGUUCAGUAGUUGAGUUGUGUUCAUAUGUGAAUGAAAAAAAUUACUAGAUGUAAUCUUUGGUUGUGUGAUACCAGGGAGAUUACAUACCUUAGAGAAAAAGAAAUCAGUUAAGGUGCAUGUGAUUAUGUCCCCCAUGGUUCAGAGCUAUCAAAUUUCCAUGGAUAACUGUGGAUACUCAAAAUCUGAUUGGGUACAAGUAUGAUUUUGAUAUUAUGAUUGUUGCAUGGGUAUGGGUAAGGGUAAAAUUCAAACUAUUUUGGGGAGACUAAUAGAUAUGCACUAUGUGCUUCUUAACUGAUCUGUUGUCAUCCCUAGUUGGGUGUAAUAGACCUAGAAAGGUCAACUUGGCCACUUCCAUACAGACCCAAUCGUUAACCGGUCCCUAUGAACGAUGUCUAGUGGACCUUGACCUCAUUUCAUAUGAUAGGCCGAUAAACGAUUCAUGCCCGACCUUUUCAAUUAGUACAUGAGAGGGUCCAACUAGGGACGACAAACAAGUGGGGUGGGGCGGGAAUGAGAUACCCGCACCAAGCAUGAGUCGGGUCAAGUAAUAUUCGCGCGAGUACGGGUGGAUCGACCCAUUCUGACAUGUUAUUUGAAGAAAAUAAACAAAAAAAAAAUUCUUUUAUGAUAAAACAAAGUAAAAACACUUUAUGAAUGAAGAUAAUGAUAUUAGAAUGAAAAAUUGAGUCUGAAUAAUUAAAAGAUCAAGUUUUACACAUAUUUAAAGUUUAUCAUGUGAAUAUCAUUGAAAAAAUCAAAACAGGAGAAAUAAAAAACGCUAUCAAAGAAAAGUGAGAUAGUAGAGGUAAAAAAUGUGGCGGGGUGGGCAAGUCGAAAGUAUUAACGUAGGCCCCGUCCCACAACCAUGCUAUAGCGGAUCACAUAAUACUCAACGGGGCAAGUUCAAAUUGCGUUAAUGUGGCGGGGUGGGCAAGUCGAAAGUAUUAACGUAGGCCCGUCCCACAACCAUGCUAUAGCGGAUCACAUAAUACUCGAUGGGGCAAGUUCAAAUUGCGUUCACCUGGCUGUCUUGAGGGAUGAUAAUUUCGACCUGACCAGACCUGUUUAGAGACAGAGCGGACAGACAUAGGUACUCUUCUCGAUCUGACUUGUCCUGACUACCCAUUAUCAACCCAUUUUUGCCUACACUAAAUGUAAUUUUUCUCAAAUAAUUAAGAUUUUCAAUUUUAUUACCUCUAUAAUGAAGUUGUGAAUACGUGAGAAUCUCAAUUUCGUAAAUAAUUUAACUAUUUGUCUUUUUGGGUUUUUACUUUUUAGUGACAAGAAUAAUAAUUUUCCUUUAAAUUAGAUUGGCCUUAACAGCGGCCCAGUGUAGACCCAGAAAAAAUGAACUGGGCCUGAGUAGAAAAUGGGCCACUCAUCGGCCGAGAAAGCACAGUCCCGAUACUGAUUUUUAUUUAUUUUAUUUAUAAUAAUCACAGUCCUGAUCGACUGCAAAACACACCGCGGGAGGCCAAGGACGAGAUUAAACGAGGAAGAAAACAGAAUGAGGAUUGGAGGAGGAAUGGUGUAUGGAGCUCCACGCGCCACUUCUCUGCUCCUUGGUCACGGCAUCAGCCGCCGGCCGACGCUACGCUGCUUCUCCGCCGCCGCUUCUCCUUCUCCUACUCCAUCGCUUCUAUUUCCCGACCAUACGGAAUUCAUCAGAGAUGUAGCAGCGAUUCAGCCUCCCAAGCAUUUGCCCCACUUAAUGAGAAUGCUCCGCACCAGAGGUGAUUCUAUUGUUUCACCUGGAGACAAGCAAGGGUUAAUCCCGCUUGCUAUUCCACUUGCGAAAACUAGCUCAGAUGAUUUAAUUGCAUUGCUGAGAUGGCCAACUGCGCCGCCUGGGAUGGAAAUGCCGGUAGUAGAGGUUCGAAAAUAUGGAGUUUGGCUUCUGGCGAAGACGGUUGAUCAGUUCAUCCACAGAAUCUUGGUAGAGGAGGAUGCCAAUUUGCUUUACAAAUGCAACGAUGAGAUAUUUGAUGUGGCAGCGGAUGCAGGGGAGAAUCUAUAUACCAAGGGUGACUUUGCUAAAUCUCAGAUUUCUGAUCUAGAUGUUUAUCUGUUAAAGAAGGUUGGCUUGUUUCCUGAUGUCCUGGAGCGCAAAAUUAUGCGCCAUUUCGAGAAAGGGGACCAGGUUUCUGCUUUGGUUACUGGGGAAUACUAUACAAGGAAAGAGCACUUUCCUGGAUUCGCAAGGCCCUUUGUAUUCAAUUCCAAGAUAUUGCUCAAGGUUGGGCGUACGCUAGAAGCUAAAGAUGCAGCCAGGGGUGCUUUGAAGUCACCAUGGUGGACUCUUGGUUGCCCUUACAAGGAAGUCGCUGAGAUAGCAGAAUGGGAAGAUGAGCAGAUUGAGUACAUGCAAGAAAGAGUAACAGAAGAUGGAAGGCAACAAGACCUUAACAAGGGGAAAGAUCCUGCUCAGAUUGUCCUGGACGAGGCAGCGUUCUUACUGGACUUGGCUUCCAUUGAUGGUAGUUGGGACAAUUACUUGGACCGGAUUGUCGGCUGUUAUAAGGAGGCUGGUCUUCAUGAUGUUGCCAGAUUCUUGGAGUACAGAGACUGAGAGUUGAGUGUCAAAAGAGAAAUUUUCUUCUCUCUUCAUGUUAAGAUUACACACUGCGAACUCUUUUCGUUUUCGAUAAUACACAAUGCAGAGUUCAAUUACAACCGGAUAUGUUCCCUUCUGCAAGGUCUUUGGAAACUACUUUCCAGGCAGCUUUUCCUUAUUUUCUCACAUCCAGACGCGCCAAUACAAGAAAAGGACCCAA